Acanthoscelides obtectus is the source of this 866-nucleotide messenger RNA. NCBI's taxonomy places the organism in Eukaryota, Metazoa, Arthropoda, Insecta, Coleoptera, Chrysomelidae. The record is from the annotation of a GenBank genome assembly.
CGAAACUGGUGUAAAAAAUAGUGGUUGCUAUUCGAAUUUACGAAGUUUACAAGCAAAUGACCUCUGAGGUCAUUAUCCGGGUCAUAUUGGUGAUCACUAAUAAGUUCCUUUUUCGAUCAUCGGAAACUCCUACUGCAGACCCACUCUAUGUCUGUCGCUGCUGACCGGCAGAUGCAGUCCCACUCUAUGUCUGUCGCUGCUGACCGGCAGAUCGACGGUGGCUGGGGGAAGAUGACACGACGCCAAGACGCCAAUGCUUUCAACCGAUUCAACGCAGCGCAAUAAGACGUUAUAUUUGUUGGUUACUUAAGAUUGUUGGAAUAUAUAUUUAUUACUGCAAGUAGUAUUGAUCGACUAACGGCUCACCAUCCUAGACAACAUCAGAAGUGUGUGUUUUACGGUGGUUCCCAAUUUUAGCAAAUAUUCUGCAGGCUGUUGUUUGCUCAGAGAUUGGACAAGAUGCCAAAGCAAAAGCAAGGGAAAUCCAGAAAACGAAGUAGAAGAGAACCUUCCUCGUCUUCAACAACCAGUAGUUCUUCCGGCAGUUCUAGCAAUAGUAAUGGGCAUAAACAUAAGAGAUCCAGGUACGUUCGGGACGAACGUGACGUCAGGAUGGCCGUGCAGACCCACUCUAUGUCUGUCGCUGCUGACCGGCAGAUGCAGUCCCACUCUAUGUCUGUCGCUGCUGACCGGCAGAUCGACGGUGGCUGGGGGAAGAUGACACGACGCCAAGACGCCAAUGCUUUCAACCGAUUCAACGCAGCGCAAUAAGACGUUAUAUUUGUUGGUUACUUAAGAUUGUUGGAAUAUAUAUUUAUUACUGCAAGUAGUAUUGAUCGACUAACGGCUCACCAUCCUAGACAACA